AUGUCUGCCGACGAUAGCACAAGACAAGAACUCAUAAAGUGCUUCAAGGGCGCCGUGGCGGACCAUCCAGAGGUCAUGGCAGAGUGCCUGUCCAUGGUUCGUGUCUACAACCUCACGCCUCAAGACUUGUACUUCAAGUAUGAAGCCUUCCUCAUGUCCCGCCCAUCCGGCCUGCGCGCCAAACUGUCCAAGUUUACCCUGGACGUCGCACGCGAGCUUCGUAAGGAGGUGCAGCGCCAAAACCAAACCAAGGCUCUGGCUGCACAGUCGACCCCGAACGAGAAGCACGCCGCUGUGCGCAAGAAGGCCGGCGCGACGAACGGUGGUAUGGGCGACUUGAGCGGGUUCCUCGACAACCUUGCGACUCCCGUCCGAAAGCCCAAGGCUAAUGGCGCCACUCCGCAUACUGGCUCGCGUCUCUCCAACACGGGUAACAAUGUCAAUCUCCCUUCGCCCUCGUUUGCUACGCCGUCGCGUACGCCGACAGGUCCCACCGCCUCGGCCAGUGCAUACCGUCCCGGAGCUCCUGCAGGUCCCUCGCGUCUGGCGCCUCCAGAUGGGACACCCUUGGGCAAGUCGGGUGGCGCCCCGUCGAGUCCUGUGAGCGGGUCCGAAUCGCCACACAUGCUUGUUCCUCCCCCGACCCAGCCCUUCCACCUGCGUCCCCAGCCCAACUCGCUUGUCGAGACGCUCAACACUCACCUCCCUUCUGGAGGCGGCGUCCCUGCGGGGACUUCCAGGCCACGCGUCGCCCUUUCAUACACUGUCGACCCCAAGACGUUCGACUACCGUUACAUGUUUGAGAAGAUUUCGCAGCGAUCCGAGUCGCUCGACGAGCAGAUUGACGAGUUUGGUGAAGUCAUCAAGGACGCCUAUGGCCUGACCGAGCUCGGAGACCCGUCCUUGCCCUCGGAUGAUGACAUUUACACUGUCGGUCGUGUCCUCGCUCCACCUACCGACACGCAAAAGGCCAACGUCACUGCGCUGUUCCUGCAGUCCAGUCGUGUACUUGGAAGCGGCAAGGUGGUGUCCCUCCGCUUUGCGCCAGCGCCUACGCUCAAGGUUCGCGGUGGUGCCGCCGGGGUGCGCGGGUUUGGCGUCUUCCCAGGCUGCCUCGUAUGCGUCAAGGGACGCAACGGUGGUGGUGGCGUGUUUGUCGUUGACGAGGUCUUGAUGCCACCACCUGGGGCCAUGCCAACCUCAGACCCUGUCGACCUCGUAGAGUACCAGCAAGGAGAAAAGCUCGGCGGCCUGCCCAUGACGCUCCACGUCGCUGCGGGUCCUUAUACUCUGGACGACGAUUUGCGAUACGAUCCCCUGGACGCGUUGGUUGAUGUGGUGGUGGCGGAGCGGCCCGACGCCCUCAUUCUCCUGGGACCAUUUGUCGACUCUGGCCACCCGCACAUCCAGGCCGGCAAGAUUUCCGUCACCCCAACUGAGCUCUUCCGUGAACAAGUGGCAGCGCGCAUCGCGCGUAUUAACGAAAUGUCGCCAGCCACGCACGUCAUUCUCAUCCCGAGCGUGCGCGACCUCAUCUCGGCCCAUGCCGCGUUCCCGCAGGCCAUGCUCGAAAGCACUGGUCUGGGUCUGAGCAAAAAAGUCAAGCUUCUGCCGAACCCGUGUACAUUCUCCAUCAACGAGGUUCUCAUCUCAUUGGCCUCCCCCGAUGUUCUCUUCCACCUGCGCAAGGAAGAAGUGUUCCAGCGCGCUGAAGAGGCCGAGCCGGACCCGAAACUGCCCCUCGCCGCCAACCCCCAGGGAGACGCCAUGGCCAACUUGGUCCGCCACGUCCUGGGCCAGCGCAAUGUCUACCCACUCUUCCCCCCGCCCGAGGCGCACGCUGCCGAGGUCAACCUCGACGUCACCCACUGGGACAUGGCGCGCCUCCCGACGGCCCCCGACAUCUUGAUCUUGCCCUCCAAGCUGAAGCAUUUCUCCAAAAUUGUCGAUUCGACACUGGCCGUCAACCCUGGCCAUCUGUCUCGCGCCCACUCUGCGGGCACGUUUGCCAAGAUCACCGUUCACCCUACCAGGGGUGAUGUGGAUGCGGAUAUGGAUGAGGAUGGGAUGGUUGAGCACCGCAUUGAUGAACGUGCGAGGAGUGAGGUUUGGCGUAUUUAA
Apiotrichum porosum is the source of this 2121-nucleotide messenger RNA. RefSeq names its product DNA-directed DNA polymerase alpha subunit pol12 (gene POL12). Gene Ontology annotation, cellular component: alpha DNA polymerase:primase complex. Gene Ontology annotation, molecular function: DNA binding. Gene Ontology annotation, biological process: DNA replication; DNA replication initiation. Lineage: Eukaryota; Fungi; Basidiomycota; Tremellomycetes; Trichosporonales; Trichosporonaceae. The coding region runs from base 1 to 2121 and encodes 706 amino acids. The transcript is spliced from 3 exons. The record is from RefSeq and is a predicted model, not a curated record.